Camelus dromedarius (Arabian camel) is the source of this 6594-nucleotide messenger RNA. RefSeq names its product mutS homolog 3 (gene MSH3). The coding region runs from base 1 to 3396 and encodes 1131 amino acids. The record is from RefSeq and is a predicted model, not a curated record. Gene Ontology annotation, cellular component: nucleus. NCBI's taxonomy places the organism in Eukaryota, Metazoa, Chordata, Mammalia, Artiodactyla, Camelidae. Gene Ontology annotation, molecular function: mismatched DNA binding; ATP-dependent DNA damage sensor activity; ATP binding. Gene Ontology annotation, biological process: mitotic recombination; somatic recombination of immunoglobulin gene segments; mismatch repair. The transcript is spliced from 24 exons.
AUGUCGCGCCGGAAACCGGCCUCUGGCGAUGCCUCAGCCGCCGGCCCAGCCUCUGCAAGGCAACCGGUUUUGAGCAAAUUCUUCCGGUCUACGGGAAGUCUGAAAUCCACGUCUUCCCCUACGGGUGCAGCCGAGAAGGCGGACCCUGACUCUGACUCCGCAGCGCCCCUAGCGUCCACUUUCCCGCCUCAGUUGUCUCCACAGGUGGUUGCAGAAGUGGACAGAAGUAAAAAGAGACCACUGGAGAGUGAUGGGCCUGUUAAAAAGAAAGCAAAGAAAGUCCACCAAAAGGAAGGAGGAAGUGAUUCAUUAAUGUCUGAGAACCCUGAGCCAAAGAAACAUCUGAAGACCAGGAUUGUUUCACACUCUCUGGAAAAAUUGAAAGAAUACUACUACCAUAAUUCUGCCGUUCAUCAAAAUCGAGUUCAGACCAAGCCUCUUAAGGAGAGAUGUGCAGUGCUGCCAAAAUGCACUGAUUUUGAGGAUAUCGAUCGUCUGCGUGCAAGGAAUGCAGUUUCUUCUGAAGAUUCCAAAUCUCAGAUUAGUCAAAAGGACAAGACACUCAGUCAUUUUGGAUCAUCACAUAGGAGUUAUGAAAACUUACAGAAAACUUCUGACUCUAAAUCAUCUAACAAACGGACCAAAAGCAUCUACACACCAUUGGAAUUACAAUACUUAGAAAUAAAGCAGCAGCAGAAAGAUGCAAUUUUGUGUGUGGAAUGUGGAUAUAAGUAUAGAUUCUUUGGGGAAGAUGCAGAGAUUGCAGCCCGGGAGCUCAAUAUCUACUGCCAUUUAGAUCACAACUUCAUGACAGCAAGCAUACCUACUCACCGACUGUUUGUUCACGUGCGCCGCCUUGUGGCAAAGGGAUAUAAGGUGGGAGUUGUGAAACAGACUGAAACAGCUGCAUUAAAGGCCGUUGGGGACAACAAAAGUUCCGUCUUCUCCCGGAAACUGACUGCUCUUUAUACGAAAUCUACACUUAUUGGAGAAGAUGUGAAUCCUUUAGUCAAGCUGGAUGAUGCUGUAAAUGUCGAUGAGAUAAUGACUGAUAGUUCUACCAGCUAUCUUCUAUGUAUCUGUGAAAAUAAGGAAAAUGCUAAGGACAAAAAAAAGGGGACCAUUUUCAUUGGAAUUGUGGGAGUGCAGCCUGCCACAGGUGAGGUUGUGUUGGACAGUUUCCAGGACUCUGCUUCCCGUUUAGAGCUGGAAACUCGGAUACUGAGCCUGCAGCCAGUUGAGCUGCUGCUUCCCUCAGACUUGUCGGAGCAAACGGAGACGCUCAUCCGCAGAGCCACGGCUGUUAGUGUGCGGGAUGACAGAAUUCGAGUAGAAAGGAUGGCUAACAUGUAUUUUGAAUACAGCCAUGCUUUCCAGGAGGUUACAGACUUUUAUGCACAAGAUGGAGAUGACGUUAAUGAUUCUCAAAAUUUGUCUGUCAUCAUUAAGUUGGAGAAACCUGUGAUUUGCUCUUUGGCUGCCAUAAUAAGAUAUCUCAAAGAAUUUAACUUGGAAAAGGUGCUUUCCAAACCCAAGAAUUUUAAACAGUUGUCAGGAGAAGUGGAAUUUAUGACACUUAAUGGAACAGCAUUAAGGAACCUGGAAAUCCUUCAGAAUCAGACUGACAUGGAAACCAGAGGAAGUUUAUUUUGGGUUUUAGACCAUACUAGAACUUCAUUUGGGAGACGGAAGUUAAGGAAGUGGGUGACCCAACCACUCCUUAAAUUAAGGGAAAUAAAUGCUCGACUUGAUGCUGUAUCUGAAGUUCUCCAUUCAGAAUCCAGUGUGCUUGGUCACAUAGAAAAUUAUCUACGUAAAUUGCCCGACUUAGAGCGAGGCCUCUGUAGCAUUUAUCACAAAAGAUGUUCUACCCAAGAGUUCUUCCUGAUUGUCAAAACUCUGUAUUACCUGAAGUCAGAAUUUCAAACAUUGGUACCUGCUGUUAAUUCCUUUGUUCAGUCAGAGUUGCUCCAAUCAGUUAUUUUAGAAAUUCCCGAACUCCUCAGUCCAGUGGACCGUUACUUAAAGAUACUUAAUGAACAAGCUGCCAAGUCUGGGGAUAAAACUGAAUUAUUCAGUGACCUUUCUGAUUUCCCUUUAAUAAAAAAGAGAAAGGAUGAAAUUCAAGAAGUUACUUAUAAGAUCCAAAUACAUUUGCAAGAAAUACGAAAAAUACUCAAAAACCCUUCUGCACAAUAUGUGACAGUCUCAGGACAGGAGUUCAUGAUUGAAAUAAAGAAUUUUGCUGUAUCUUGUAUACCAACUGAUUGGGUUAAGGUUGGAAGCACAAAAGCUGUGAGCCGCUUUCACUCUCCUUUUAUUGUAGAAAAUUACAGACAUCUGAAUCAACUCCGGGAGCAGCUAGUCCUUGACUGCAAUGCCGAAUGGCUUGAUUUUCUAGAGAAUUUUAAUAAACAUUAUCAGUGCUUGUGUAAAGCAGUACAUCACCUAGCAACUAUUGACUGCAUUUUCUCCCUGGCCAAGGUCACCAAGCAAGGAGAUUACUGCAGACCGACUCUACAAGAAGAAAGAAAAAUCAUAAUAAAAAAUGGCAGACACCCUGUGAUUGACAUAUUGCUGGGAGAACAGGACCAGUAUGUUCCCAAUAGUACAAAUUUGUCAGGGAACUCGGAGAGAGUAAUGAUAAUUACUGGACCCAACAUGGGUGGAAAGAGCUUAUACAUAAAACAAGUUGCAUUGAUUAUUAUCAUGGCUCAGAUUGGCUCCUAUGUUCCUGCAGAGGAAGCAACAAUUGGAAUUGUGGAUGGCGUUUUCACGAGGAUGGGGGCUGCAGAUAACAUAUGCAAAGGACGGAGUACAUUUAUGGAAGAACUGACUGACACAGCAGAAAUAAUAAGAAAAGCAACAUCCCAGUCUUUGGUUAUCUUGGAUGAACUGGGAAGAGGGACGAGCACCUACGAUGGAAUCGCCAUAGCUUAUGCUACACUUGAGCAUUUUAUUAGAGAGGUGAAAUCCUUUACCCUGUUUGUUACGCAUUAUCCACCAGUUUGUGAGUUAGAAAAAAGUUACUCACAACAUGUGGGGAAUUAUCACAUGGGAUUCUUGGUCAUUGAGGAUGAAAGCAAACAGGAUCCAGGUAUGAGAUGUUCUUGCAGUGAAGAAGACCCAGUUGUUGAUUUUGUCACUUUUCUUUAUCAAAUAACCAGAGGAGUUGCAGCCAGGAGUUAUGGACUAAAUGUGGCUAAACUUGCAGAUAUUCCUGGAGAAAUUUUGAAGAAAGCAGCUAUCAAGUCAAAAGAGCUGGAAACAUUAGUAAAUAUGAAAAGGAAACGGCUAAAGUGUUUUGAGAAGUUAUGGACAAUAAAUGAUGCAAAGGACUUGCAAAAGUGGACAGAGGAGUUGGAAAUGGAAGAAGUUACUUCUCUUCCUGAUUAAAACUAAGAUUACAUUCUUUAACGAAAAAGAGAAAAUUGAACUACCAACUGUACAAAAUAACUCUCCAGUUAUAGCCCAUCUUUGUGUGACGUGAGCAGAAAACAUGACCAUGGUAUAUUCCUAUUAGAAACAGAGAGGCUUUUUGUGUAGAAAGUCUGUUUCAAGUUCCUGCCAUCCUGACUUUUAAGAGUAUAAACACUUGAAUAUUAAGAUCUCUAUCGUGUCAUUAGAGAAUUUCAGGGACAGUAAGACUCACAUAAAAUCAGAACCUUCUAAGUAAAACCUAAAGUGGUAAAAUAUACAGUUCAUAAAAUUUAAGAAUGACAUAACAUAUUGUUUCUUAACAUUAUUUUAUUGAGUUAUAGUUAUUUAACAAUGUUGUGUCAAAUUCCAGUGUAGAGCACAAUUGUUCAGUUACACAUAAACAUACGUAUGUUUGUUGUCACAUUUUUUCGGUGUGAGCUACCACAAGAUUUUGUAUAUAUUUCCCUGUGCUAUACAGUAUAAUCUUGCUUAUCUUAGAAUGACAUAAAAAUUUAACUUAUAAUUUUAUUUGUUUUGGUUCAGAUCAUUUGCAACUGGGUGAAGUGCAACUGGCAGGAAUAUACCUUUACACUGGAGCAAAAAUAAUUUUAUAAUGCCACCCGUUUAUUCACUAUGAACAUAAGAAUGUUUUUUUUUUGUGUAUUGAGUUAUAGUCAGCAUAAGAAUUCUUGAAGAGAAAUAGAAAGCUGUUAGAAGCUAGAGCACUGAAAGAGUAAGGUCAUAUGAAAUUUGAAAAAUUAAAUGUCACAGUUUAAGCAAUUUAAAGAUUAUUGGAUGAAAUUGUCAUUCAUUCCAGUAAUAAACAUUUAAUGAAUAGUUGCUAUAAUUUAUGGGUUUUUUCCUGUUGAAUUUUGUUGAUUUUCAACUAUCUGGCAUUUGUUACUUUUGAUUUAAUUAUAGAACCAAGGUCACUGCUCUUCCCAAGUACACAGAACUGAGCUGAUUCAUUUUGGACCUUUCUACUAACCGAUACAGCAAGUGUAUGAUCUUCCCAGUGUGGAACCUUAAGCUUUGUUGAUUCUUAACAGCGCCCCCUCCCUGCAUGUUUAGGGUGACACGUGCUCAGCUACGUCCCUGAGCUUUUUUCUAGUACUUACAGCCUGGCUUCUCAUAUCCUUAUAUUUUUGUUUCUAAGUAUAUGAUCUUGCACAAAGGCUCUCCAUCCUAUUUCCCACCCAUUUAUUAUUCCUGCUCAGUGAAAUGUCCUCUACACACUAGAUGGGCAUUUUCCUGAUUCCUUCUUUAAGAUUACUUCCUACGGUGGCCCUAACAGUGACCCCUGGACACAGUUAAUUUAGUGUCCACUGGUUGAAGGGUGGUUGGUUGCUAUACCUUUGAGUCACUCACACUUUAACCUUCUAUUUCCCCACCUUUGUGGAGUUAGAGUAUAUGUUGGUUGAUUCCACUAUCCCUCCAGAAAUAUUAACAUAUAGUGAAAUUCGCAAUAGUGUCUCCAAAUAGGGUUAGUUGGAAUUUACUCUUUAAAUUUUAAAACUAGAUUGGGUGCAUUCAGGGUGGUAUGGCUAUAGACUACUCUUUAAAUUUUUAGAAGAAUGAUACUUUUUAAGCAAUGUUUCAAUACUCUAUAAGACCAUAAAUGUUUUAUAUUAACAGGAUUUCAGAGGUAGUACUGUCACCUUACUGGCAGUCCAGCAAGAAAAGGAGAUGAACCCAGGAGUGUCAAGCCCAUGCCUGAGGGAGCUGCAGGGACCAGCCAUCAGUGCUAAUGUCUGAGUGGACAUUCUGGGCUAUCCCUGGCUUGCCUAGGCCAGUGUCAACAUUAAAGCAGGAGGGGAUCCCAAGAGCAGUGUGCCUCGGCAGUGGCAGUACACAGUGUCUGGCAAGUGACAAUGUGGAACAUUACACGAUAGAUUCUCUAACAUAAAGCAAGAUGUCAGCCAGUCAGCCAGUUUGCAGGAGGUCAGGGCUGCUCCAAGUUCGGGAGAAGACCGGCACGGACCAACUGCAUGUCUCAGUGAGUUUCGUUCCCCUGGGAUACUGAGGUGCGGAAGGGAAAGUUGUGGCAGAGUCCACUGUGGCAGUUGAAUGAGGUACACACGUACCAUGGAGACUAGCAGGAAAGAUGCCAUUGAUGGGGCACAUACUCCAGUUUCCAAACUUAAGGAGGGCAGCAAUUCUAAUCAGAUAUGUCUUUCAGAUCCGGAUUUCAUUUCCUUUGGCUGUGUACCCAGAAGCGGGGCUGCUGGCUCGUGUGGCAGUCCUGUGUUUAGUUUUCUGACACACAUUCAUACUGUUUUCCGUAUCGGCUGUGCCAGUUUACAUUCCCACCAGUAGGGUACGGUAUGAGGGUUCCCUUUUCUCCGCACCUUCACCAACACUUGUUACUGCUUGUCUUUUUGACAGUAACCAUCCUAACGUGUAAGAUGAUACCUAGUAAUGGCUUUAUUUACAUUUCUCUCAUGGUUAUAGUCAGUUUUAGAAUAUUUUUAUCACCCUGAAAAAGAAACCUGUUCUCAGUAGCAGUCACUCUCCAUUCAUCCCCCAAAUCCCGAAUCCCAGUUACUAAUCUGCUUUCUGUCUCUAUGGAUUUGCUAUUUUAGACAUUUCAUAUGAAUGGCGUUAUACAGUAUGGGGUCUUUUGUGACCAGCUUCUUUCAUUUUGUUUACUGUUUUCAAGGUUCAUCCAUGUUGUAGCAUGUAGUAGCAUGUAGUACUUCAUUCUUUUUUAUUGCUGAAAACUUUUCCAUUUAUGUAUUUACCACAUUUUGUUUAUUCAUUCAUCAGCUGAUGCAGAUUUGGACUGGUUCCAUUUUUUGAGUAUUAUGAAUAAUUCUGAUAUGGCAAGGCACAAUUUUUUUAAAGCUCCCCCCAGUAAUUCUAAAGUGCAGUCAGGUUUGUGAACCAAUAAUCUCAUUGAUUACAAUGACUAAACAAUAUUUUUCACUGAAAUGACAAUCUUUUGGUCUGUCUUUCUGCUCUGUUUUAUCUGUCAUUUAGGACAAACAUGGCAAACUGUAGACCCCCAAUAAAUACUUGUUGAAAUAGAAAAGAAAAACCAAACCCUUUCAGAUUAGAAACCCAACAAAAUGACUCUUCUUUUCAUAAUCAAGAUACUGUUUCACCAGAGAUUCAAGAUCCAUAUGGAAGUAUACUUUUUCUUAAAAAAAAUAAAAUAAAAAUUUCUUCCAACAA